AUCAGCGCUGUUCGAAGGCCGAAGCCGGUUACAUAAAUACGCGGCUCACCUCGAACACGCACGGCUGUAUCAACGUCGGCCGGCUUGACUGCUGCGCCAGAGAACCCUUUCAUUCGUCUCGCCGGGUCUACAGGUAACAAUGGGCCUGCUAGCCAAGCUAGUGGUGUUGCUGGCGGCCAUCUUGGUCGGCUACCUCUACAAAACUCUGAACACAGUGCCGUCCAUGCCGAAACUGGAGUCCAAGUGGUGGGGACGAGGACAGCCGCAGAGAGUCGACCAGUCCAUCCGACCAUUCAAAAUAAAUAUCCCUCAGAAGACCCUGGACGACUUGAAGGCUCGCCUGAAGCGGGCGCCAGAGCUGACUCCCCCGCUGGAAGGGGUCGGGUUCGAGUACGGCUUCAACUCGGAGUACCUGCAGGAGGUGGUGCGGCACUGGCACGACAAGUACACCUGGCGGGAGAGGGAGGCACUCCUCAACAGCCUCCCGCAGUUCAAGACGUACGUGGACGGCCUGGACCUGCACUUCAUCCACGCGAAGCCCAAGAGCGUGCCGACCGGCACCCGGGUGCUGCCGCUGCUGCUGCUGCACGGCUGGCCCGGCUCCGUCAGGGAGUUCUACGGGCUCAUCCCUCUGCUGACCACCCCUCGCACGGGGGUGGACUUCGUGUUUGAGGUGGUGGCACCUUCCCUGCCGGGCUACGGCUUCUCCGAGGGCGCCUCCAAGCCGGGCCUGGGCCCGGCCCAGGUGGCGGUCGUCAUGAAGGGCUUGAUGAACAAGCUGGGCUUCGACAAGUUCUACGCCCAGGGCGGAGACUGGGGCAGCGCCAUUGUCUCGUACUUGGGAGCUCUCUACAAGGACGAGGUCCUUGGCAUCCACCUUAACUUCUGCAUGUCGAAUAGACCCAUCAGCAACCUCAAGUGGAUCCUGGGAAGUCUGUGGCCCACCCUCGUCGCGGACGAGAAAUACGUCGACCGGAUGUACCCCGUGGGCGCCAAGUUUUCCAACCUUGUGAAAGAGUCUGGGUACUUGCACAUACAAGCCACCAAGCCAGACACUGUUUCCGUGGCCCUGAGGGACUCCCCGGUCGGCCUCGCCGCCUACAUCCUGGAGAAGUUCUCCACGUGGACCAACCCGGCAUGGCAGUCGCGGCGGGACGGGGGUCUCACCGUCAAGUACCAGCUGGACGACCUGCUGGACAACAUCAUGAUCUACUGGGUCACCGGCUCCAUCACCACCUCCAUGAGGCUGUACAGCGAGCACUUCAACCAGCAGAACCUGGCCAUACAUGACGUUGCCGUGGACGUGCCCACGGCGUGCGCGGUAUUCCCGCACGAGCUGGUGUACCAGCCGGAGUCCCUGCUCGCGGACAGGUACCGGCGCCUGGUGCAGGUGAGCCACCUGGCGCGCGGCGGCCACUUCGCGGCCUUCGAGGAGCCGCGGCUGCUGGCGGACGACGUGUGGGCGGCGGCGGGGCGCUUCCUCCGCCUCCAGCCCUCCCCUCGUGUCGCGCGAGUCCGGGUGCAUUCAGCCCUCGGCGUAUUCUUUAGUGCUGCCCGUAAACAGACGCCGCUCGGCAUGAUUCCAGCAGUGUUUUCAAUUCGCGUGGCCCUGUUUUUUUUUUUUUGGGUCUUUUAACAUUCCUGUCGUCAAGAUAAGACUGCCACCUGUCUAGGUCACCAAGCGGCGACUCCGAGUGAUGAAGCGCCAAUUUCAAACCGCUCUGUUUUUAUGAAAGGUGUCUGAUUACGAUUAGAAAUAAAGCGCCACUAUACAAGUUUCGCAGUACUUAUGAUUUAGUUCUUACAAUGUUUUUUUUUUUUUUGUUUUUACAGUGAUAAAGCUCAAUCGAGUGUUUUUACGGACUUUUUAUUGAUUUAAAAACAAAAAUUAAUCACAUUACUGUCAGUGAUGUAGGAACGUGUAGGGAGAUUUUAUUUUCAUUAUCCCACACCACUGCAAGUCCCAUAGAGCAGCGCCACCAACAAGAACUCUGCGCGCCAGAUCCGAGCCUGGCCCGUUGGGGCUAAGAGGCGUGUGAUGCGCGUGCCAGUGUCGCCCUUAGCGCUCUAGAAUUUUAAGAUCUCGUGCGCCCAGCCAGGCGGCUACAUAUUAUGGAACGUGCUUUUUUUUUUAAUCAUUGAUUUGUAAUUAUUGUACUUUUGAAAACCAAUAAAAACGCGAUAUGGAAAUGAUUA
Bacillus rossius redtenbacheri is the source of this 2196-nucleotide messenger RNA. RefSeq names its product juvenile hormone epoxide hydrolase 1-like. The coding region runs from base 140 to 1636 and encodes 498 amino acids. Lineage: Eukaryota; Metazoa; Arthropoda; Insecta; Phasmatodea; Bacillidae. The transcript is spliced from 7 exons. The record is from RefSeq and is a predicted model, not a curated record. Gene Ontology annotation, biological process: epoxide metabolic process. Gene Ontology annotation, molecular function: epoxide hydrolase activity.